Molecule: messenger RNA, 1679 nt
Organism: Mesoplodon densirostris (Blainville's beaked whale)
Lineage: Eukaryota; Metazoa; Chordata; Mammalia; Artiodactyla; Ziphiidae
Gene: PIP4K2A
Product: phosphatidylinositol-5-phosphate 4-kinase type 2 alpha
Exons: 10
Coding region: 258-1478 (406 amino acids)
Biological process (GO): phosphatidylinositol metabolic process
Molecular function (GO): phosphatidylinositol kinase activity
Source: RefSeq, a predicted model, not a curated record
CCAGCCGCGGGCUGAGCUCGGAGCCGCGGCGGGCGCGGGAAGCGGGCCGGGGCGCGAGCCGAGCGCAGCCUCCCUCGCCAGCCGGGCAGAGCGGGCACUGCGGGCGGAGCGGGACGAGCGUGCCGGCGGGCGGAGCGGGGCACGGCGCGCCGGGGCCGCCGCCGGGGGGGAUGCAGCUGCCUCCCCGGGCCGGCGUGUAGAGAGGGCGGGUCCCCGGCCUCGGGAGCGCGGCGGUGGAGGGGACAGAGGCGGCGGCCAUGGCGACCCCCGGCAACCUGGGGUCCUCCGUCCUGGCGAGCAAGACCAAGACCAAGAAGAAGCACUUCGUGGCGCAGAAAGUGAAGCUCUUUCGGGCCAGCGAUCCGCUGCUCAGCGUCCUGAUGUGGGGAGUAAACCACUCGAUCAAUGAACUGAGCCAUGUUCAAAUCCCUGUUAUGUUGAUGCCAGAUGACUUCAAGGCCUAUUCAAAAAUAAAGGUGGACAAUCACCUUUUUAACAAAGAAAACAUGCCGAGCCACUUCAAGUUUAAGGAAUACUGCCCGAUGGUUUUCCGUAACCUGCGGGAGAGGUUUGGAAUCGAUGAUCAGGAUUUCCAGAAUUCCCUGACCAGGAGUGCACCCCUUCCCAACGACUCCCAGGCCCGCAGCGGAGCCCGGUUCCACACGUCCUACGACAAGAGGUACAUCAUCAAGACCAUCACGAGCGAAGAUGUGGCCGAAAUGCACAACAUCCUAAAGAAGUACCACCAGUAUAUAGUGGAAUGUCAUGGGAUCACCCUUCUCCCCCAAUUCCUGGGCAUGUACCGGCUUAAUGUUGAUGGAGUUGAAAUAUAUGUGAUUGUCACAAGAAAUGUGUUCAGCCACCGUUUAUCUGUAUAUAGGAAAUAUGACUUAAAGGGCUCUACAGUGGCUAGGGAAGCAAGUGGCAAAGAAAAGGCCAAAGAACUGCCAACUUUAAAGGAUAAUGAUUUCAUUAACGAGGGUCAAAAGAUUUAUAUUGAUGACAAUAACAAAAAGGUAUUCCUGGAAAAACUGAAGAAGGAUGUCGAGUUUCUUGCCCAGCUGAAGCUCAUGGACUACAGCCUCCUGGUGGGAAUCCACGAUGUGGAGAGAGCCGAACAGGAAGAAGUGGAGUGUGAGGAGAAUGACGGAGAGGAGGAGGGGGAGAGCGACGGCGCCCACCCUGUCGGGACCCCGCCCGACAGUCCUGGAAAUACGCUCAACAGCUCACCGCCCUUGGCUCCCGGGGAGUUUGAUCCAAACAUUGAUGUUUAUGGAAUUAAAUGCCAUGAAAAUUCGCCUAGGAAAGAGGUGUACUUUAUGGCAAUUAUUGAUAUUCUGACUCAUUAUGAUGCAAAAAAGAAAGCUGCCCACGCUGCAAAAACUGUUAAACACGGCGCUGGUGCGGAGAUCUCCACCGUGAACCCAGAACAGUAUUCCAAGCGCUUUUUGGACUUUAUUGGCCACAUCUUGACGUAACGUCCUGCAUGGCCGAAGACGGACGUGAGCGUGGGGAGGACAGAGGUGGCUUCGGCACAGGAAAAAUGAAAACCAAACUCAGUGAAGCACACCUCCUCGUUUACAUCUUCAGGCCAAGAUGACUGAUUUGGGGACUACUUGCUUUAACAGCUACCUGAUAUUUCCCAGCAUCACUCUAGCUAUUUCUGACUUGGGUGUGUA